Molecule: messenger RNA, 1524 nt
Organism: Capsaspora owczarzaki ATCC 30864
Lineage: Eukaryota; Filasterea; Ministeriida; Capsasporidae
Exons: 10
Coding region: 16-1374 (452 amino acids)
Biological process (GO): activation of GTPase activity; nucleocytoplasmic transport
Cellular component (GO): perinuclear region of cytoplasm; nucleus; cytosol
Molecular function (GO): GTPase activator activity; small GTPase binding
Source: RefSeq, a predicted model, not a curated record
ACUUUCACGGCAACAAUGUCGUCGCUCUACACUCGCAGAAUGACGCAGCGACAACUCUGGUUCUACGACAGAGUCAUAAGGGCGAGCGGAAUGCUCGAUCUGAAGGAAAGGCAGGUUGGCGACGCAGACGUGCGAGCCAUUGCCGACGGGCUCAGAGAGAACGCCAUGCUGAUGUGGCUCGUUCUGGACUGCAACCAGAUUGGCGACGAGGGAGCUCAGACGAUUGCACAGGUACUCGAAGCGAACGAGACGCUGCUGAGCAUACUCCGGUUGGAGCAAAAUCAGAUUGGCGCGGCUGGAGCCCUUGCACUUGGUGAAGCACUCGAAGUGAACACGUCACUGACGAGGCUCGAACUGUUCGACAAUCAAAUUGGCGAUGUUGGAGCAGAAGCCAUUGCUGAGGCACUCACCGUAAACCAGACACUGACUUGUCUCACCUUGGGGAAGAACAAGAUAGGCAUUGUCGGGGCGCAAGCGAUUGCCUCGGCACUUGAACUGAACACGACGGUGGCGGAGCUCCAUCUGCAAUUCAAUCAGCUUGGCAAUGCCGGAGCAAAAGUGCUUGCUGAGGCACUCAAAGUGAACGCCUCCCUGACUGAACUCAAUUUGUGUGACAACCAGAUUGGUGAUGUUGGAGCGCAGGCGAUUGCAGAAGCGCUCACAGUCAACACGACACUCGAUAAUCUCAACCUCCCAGAUAAUUGGAUUAGCGAGGCUGGUGUUCAGAUGAUUGAGCAAGCACGCACAGUCAACAACAAGACGGAUGUUUUCAUGGACGACCAGAUAAACCCUCUUGCAUUUUCCUUGUAUGUACGACUGGCAACUGCUGAAGACAUUCAGGCCGUGCUUCGCUUGCUGACCCGCGGAGCGGAGCUGGAGGAUGACUUGGAGGAUGACUUGGAGGAUGACUUGGCGCCUCUCCGAGCACUCCCAGCACUCCCAGCCAACAUCACCGAGCGCAUUAUGGACGAAGCGCAUUACUGGCAAGGCAUCCAUUGCUCCCAGCGCCAGCAAUUCAAUGAAGACCGGCGUGUCCGUGCGCUGAAAGUCACCGUGCCUUGGAUGAUCGAUGGAGGUUCCAUCCGAGUGAAGGCAAUUCAAGUGCUUCGUGAAAAGAACAAGUUCCGGACGGCACGUUCUGGCAGCGCCGAUGACAACGGGCUGACCUUGAUUGUUGAAGACGAGUAUGGAGCUCUUCGACAUGAAGUUGUUGUACCGUCCACUUUCGUCGAUUCCGUCACUGAGCUUGUGACGCUUUUUCCGGCGAGCCAUCCCAGCCUCCAAGAACUGCACGCGGGUUGGCAAGUUCGAGUUCGACCGAGAAAGUCCGACCGAGAUGCGCCAUUCCGAUCGCUCUAUAUCGGAUAUACCUAACGACAAUCAUCGUUGUUCAGGGAAGGCGUUGCUCUCAAUUUUGCAUGACUGGAUGGAAACACAGACAAAUGUCUCAAGAGAAACGGCUCAAAUGCAAUUUGGUGUUUGUCAAACAGGCCCAAAUCUUAAAAUACAAUCUUUGCCCCCCCC